AUGCAGAUCAAAUCUUCACGCUUGAUAAUCGACAAAAUGCGUGAUCAACAGACAAGGGAUUGGUUUGGCAACGGAAAAUUAAAUUCAGGAAAGCUCGAGCUUGUUGCCGGCUGGUCGUCAGCAUUCGAAUUGCGGGAGGUCAUAAGCAUUCACAUCGGACAAGGGGGUGUACAAAUGGGUAAUGCAUGCUGGGAACUGUACUGUCUUGAGCAUGGCAUUCAACCAGAUGGCCACGUGCCGAGUGACAAAGUGCUUGGACAGUGUGACGACUCCUUCAGCACGUUCUUCAACGAGACUGGGGCCGGAAAACACGUACCGCGGGCUGUCAUGGUGGACUUGGAACCAAGCGUCGUUGAUGAAAUCCGGACUGGUACCUACCGCCAACUUUUCCAUCCUAAUGAGUUAGUAACUGGAAAGGAAGAUGCGGCUAACAAUUAUGCUCGUGGACAUUACACAAUAGGAAAGGAGAUGGUUGAGGCUAUUUUGGAAAGACUUCGAAAAUUAGCUGAUUGCUGUAGCGGCCUUCAGGGAUUCCUAAUUUUCCACUCAUUUGGAGGGGGAACUGGCUCUGGAUUUACUUCACUGCUCAUGGAACGGAUCAGUGUCGAGUACGGCAAGAAAUCCAAGCUUGAAUUUGCUAUCUAUCCAGCACCUCAAGUAUCAACGGCUGUGGUAGAGCCAUAUAACUGUAUCCUGUGUACUCAUGCUACUCUGGAGCAUUCCGAUUGUGCGUUUAUGGUUGACAAUGAGGCGAUAUAUGAUGUCUGCAGGCGAAACCUGGAUAUUGAGCGACCCACGUACACCAACCUAAAUCGCCUCGUCGCCCAAAUGGUCAGCUCAAUCACCGCAUCGCUGAGGUUCGACGGCGCACUCAAUGUUGACUUGACGGAGUUUCAAACUAACCUCGUUCCCUACCCCCGCAUUCACUUCCCUCUAGCCUCAUACGCCCCCACGGUAUCUGCAGAAAAGGCCUACCACGAGCAGCUGACUGUCAUUGAGAUUACCAAUGCCUGUUUUGACCCAGCUAAUCAAAUGGUCAAAUGUGACCCACGUCAUGGAAAGUAUAUGGCUUGCUGCAUGCUGUACCGAGGGGAUGUUGUUCCCAAAGACGUAAAUGCUGCAAUCGCCACAAUCAAGUCAAAGAGAGCCAUUCAGUUUGUUGACUGGUGCCCCACAGGCUUCAAGGUCGGCAUCAAUUACCAGCCACCGACUGUGGUGCCCGGAGGCGAUCUAGCAAAAGUUCAAAGAGCAGUCUGCAUGAUGAGCAAUACAACUGCCAUCGCGGAGGCCUGGGCUCGGCUUGAUCACAAAUUUGAUCUCAUGUACGCGAAACGUGCCUUCGUUCACUGGUAUGUUGGCGAGGGAAUGGAGGAAGGCGAAUUCUGUGAGGCCCGUGAAGACACAGCCGCGCUGGAGAGGGACUAUGAAGAACGUGAAAUUAUCAGCAUCCAUAUCGGUCAAGGCGGUGUGCAAAUGGGUAAUGCCUGUUGGGAGCUUUACUGUUUGGAGCAUGGCAUUCAGCCUGAUGGCCAGAUGCCAAGUGAAAUGAACCUCGGAGGAGGCGAUGACUCUUUUCAAACUUUUUUCAGUGAGACCGGAGCGGGAAAGCAUGUUCCACGAGCAGUUUUGGUUGACCUUGAACCAACUGUAGUCGGUAAAUCUAAUUGGUUGCCAUUUACUUUUUGUAAUUUAGAUGAGGUAAGAACAGGAACCUAUCGCCAGCUCUUCCACCCAGACCAAUUGGUUACUGGGAAGGAAGACGCUGCGAAUAACUAUGCUAGAGGCCAUUAUACAGUUGGGAAGGAAAUGGUCGACAUCAUUCUCGAUCGCGUUAGGAAGAUGGCAGAUUGCUGCACUGGCAUGCAAGGGUUCCUGGUCUUCCACUCUUUUGGUGGUGGUUCAGGCUCUGGCUUUACAUCUCUUCUUAUGGAACGACUCUCCGUCGAUUAUGGAAAGAAAUCAAAGCUUGAAUUUGCUAUCUACCCAGCUCCACAGAUUGCCACAGCCGUUGUAGAGCCAUACAACGCAAUUUUAUGCACGCACACGACUCUUGAACAUUCUGACUGCUGUUUUAUGGUCGAUAACGAAGCCAUCUACGACAUUUGCAGACGCAACUUGGACAUUGAAAGACCCACAUACACCAACCUCAAUCGCCUUAUAGCCCAAAUCGUCAGUUCAAUUACCGCAUCCCUUCGAUUCGAUGGGGCUCUAAACGUUGAUUUAACUGAGUUUCAAACAAAUUUGGUCCCUUAUCCUCGUAUUCAUUUCCCUCUGGCUACAUAUGCACCAACGGUCUCUGCAGAAAAGGCCUACCACGAACAACUCAGCGUACCUGAACUCACAAAUGCCUGCUUUGAGCCGGCCAAUCAGUUGGUCAAGUGUGACCCUCGACAUGGCAAGUACAUGGCUUGCUGCAUGCUGUAUCGUGGGGACGUGAUCCCAAAGGAUGUCAAUGCAUCAAUAGCUUGCAUUAAGACGAAGAGGACCAUCCAGUUUGUUGACUGGUGCCCAACCGGGUUCAAAGUCGGCAUCAAUUACCAACCGCCCACGGUGGUUCCAGGUGGUGAUCUUGCAAAGGUCCAGCGGGCCCUUUGCAUGAUCUCCAAUACAACGGCCAUAGCUGAAGCUUGGGCCCGAUUGGACCACAAAUUUGACCUAAUGUACGCUAAGAGGGCAUUCAUUCAUUGGUACGUAGGUGAAGGUAUGGAGGAAGGAGAAUUUUGUGAGGCUAGAGAAGAUACGGCAGCUCUUGAAAAGGAUUACGAAGAAGUCGGGCAAGAAACAAUGGAAGUUUCCCAAGAGGUACAGCACGGAAUUCAGCCCGAUGGACAGAUGCCAAGUGACAAGACAAUUGGAGGAGGCGACGAUUCCUUCCAAACAUUCUUCAGUGAAACCGGUGCAGGAAAACAUGUCCCUCGAGCUAUCUUCGUUGAUCUUGAACCGACUGUAGUAGACGAAGUACGAACAGGUACCUACCGUCAACUGUUCCACCCCGAUGAACUCAUCACUGGCAAAGAAGAUGCUGCAAAUAACUAUGCCCGCGGUCACUACACAGUCGGAAAGGAAAUCGUUGACCUGGUUCUUGAUCGUGCUCGAAAACUGGCUGAUCAGUGUACAGGUCUCCAGGGAUUCUUCGUGUUCCACUCAUUUGGUGGAGGUACUGGUUCCGGAUUCACAUCACUGCUUAUGGAACGCCUCAGCGUCGACUACGGU
Mesocestoides corti is the source of this 3213-nucleotide messenger RNA. The record is from the annotation of a GenBank genome assembly. Lineage: Eukaryota; Metazoa; Platyhelminthes; Cestoda; Cyclophyllidea; Mesocestoididae.